AUAUGAUAGUGUUGAUAAGAUAAAUUUCAGAAGUAUUCCGUGUAGGUGUUAUUGUUACUAGGUUUCUGCAAAUCAUAGAAGUAUAUAACUUUUCUUUUUAGCUUAGUUGUUGUCUGCCAACUACACCCAUGAAAUCUUGAAGUUUGUAUAUAUUAUUGUUAUCAUGAACCAUAAAGACACUCCAAUGUCUCAAACAGCUAACAUUUUAAUCGGUGUUACGGGUAGUGUUGCUGCUCUGAAACUUCCUUUGCUUGUUCGACAGUUACAAGCAGUAAAACUUCCAAAGUUUCCAGAACUGAGAAUUAAUCUACAAGUCGUUACUACAGAACGUGCCUUACACUUUUAUCCUUUAGAUGAAGUUAAAGAUUUAGUGAACGUGCUGCGAGAUGAAGAUGAAUGGAGAACUUGGCAAAAAAUGAGUGACCCAGUGUUGCAUAUUGAGCUGAGACGAUGGGCCGAUGUCCUCGUGGUAUCUCCUCUUGAUGCUAACACCAUGGCCAAAAUAAGCAGUGGCAUUUGUGAUAAUCUUUUAACAUGUGUAGUGAGGGCAUGGGAUAUGAAGAAACCACUGGUGUUUUGCCCUGCUAUGAACACCCAUAUGUGGGAUCACCCGAUAACAGUCACCCAAAUCGAAAAAUUGAAAGAACUUGGAUACAUAGAGGUGCCUUGUGUAGCCAAGAAGUUGGCAUGUGGUGAUAGUGGUUAUGGUGCUAUGGCUGAAGUUCCAACAAUUGUUGAAACUGUGGUUAAGCAUUUACAGAAUUUCAUAAAAUACAAAAUAGAUGAAAUUGAAAGUAGUGUAUUACAGGAAGACUGUAGUUAAAACUUAAAUGAAACAGGCUGAAAGUAGUGUAUUACAAUAAUACAGAAAACCUAUACUAGGCUAUAGUUCAACAAAACAGGUUUGCUGAAUACUCUCUCGGUUCAUCUGACCAGUUUUAUCUACACCAAUUUUUGAAGGAUUUAUUGAAUAGUUCAAUUUUAAUGGUAUUUGGGGAGAUAGUAUUUGUAUAUAAAUUUAAUGUUUCCAAACAUUGAAUAAUUUGUCAUGCUUAAAACUAUUCUGUAGAGAUGCAGAGUUUUGCAACUAAUUUUUAGCAAUUACUAGUUAAAUGCUACAACUAAAGUAAAAGAACAUGCGAACAAAGUUACAUAGUUAAUAAGCAUUUAUUAUUCAAAAUAAAACCAAAUAUUUAAUCUAAUUAACUUUGGACAUGAAAAUUAAAGUGUUUUUGUGAUUAUAUUUGUGUUUUACAUUAUGUGUAGUCAUGGAAACUCAAUAUCUGAAUGUUAGAAUUAAUUUUAUAAUAAAUUGAUGAUGUUCAGAUAGAAAUUUUUCACUGUUGUUGCAACAUGGAUCAGAAGGUUCUGAUAUUUAUGUAGCAUUUUGUAUAUUAAAAUAUAUAAAAUCAUCA
This is a messenger RNA of Limulus polyphemus (Atlantic horseshoe crab), 1415 nucleotides long. RefSeq names its product phosphopantothenoylcysteine decarboxylase-like (gene Ppcdc). The record is from RefSeq and is a predicted model, not a curated record. The coding region runs from base 164 to 823 and encodes 219 amino acids. Gene Ontology annotation, biological process: coenzyme A biosynthetic process. The transcript has a single exon. Gene Ontology annotation, molecular function: FMN binding; phosphopantothenoylcysteine decarboxylase activity. Gene Ontology annotation, cellular component: phosphopantothenoylcysteine decarboxylase complex. Lineage: Eukaryota; Metazoa; Arthropoda; Merostomata; Xiphosura; Limulidae.